UUAAACUGGUCGAUUGGUCGAUACGCCGGGUGUAUUUCGCGAGAUAUCGGACGCUAUAUAUAUAUAUAGUCACCUUUACUUUACUAUAUAGUGCAGAUUUUUGCAACUUUGCUUGAAUAUUUUGUUUAUAAAAUCGGUUUACUGCAAACAAACGAGUUCUAAAAAAUGUGAAUCAGUAAUGGUUAGAUGGAUAUGUGUGUACAAAAACAGAAUUGAUUAUUGAAAUAUAUAGUUCAAAUACAUUAUACAUCGGUCAAAUUUACUUAGCCAAACUCAAGGAUAGGAUAUCAAAAUAGAACGAUCCGAUUAAAAAUUUAAGCAACUAUGCCACCCAAAAAUCUUCCAAUGCUUCCUCAAAAUAAGACUGGUUAUAUUAAAUACAAACAAUGGAAGUACAAAAAGCCAUUUCCAGACCUAUAUAAGUUAACUGCAAAGGCUUUAAUGCUAUUAGACAAACAAGGAAUACCCUUGAAUGAAACACUUGAUGAAAGAAGAAAAUUGGUAUUUAAGAAAAUGUACAACUUGGCAGAGUUAACACAACGGCAUGAUGAAGAGCUAAAUUUUCUCAUAGCAAAAUUAGAAAUACUUAAGAAAAAAUCUGCUUUAAAUCCAUAUGAAGCAAAAGUAAUGAUUACUGAACUCUUAUGGGGUAGGCAGUUUUUGAUGUCUGGUAAUCAAAAAGUCGAGGCUAUCAAGUUUUACGAAGAUGAUUUACGAGAAGCCUAUAUACAGGCCAGAGACAUUUGUAAUCCUAUUGAAAAUAAAAAUCCUAACUUACCAGUGUACAUUCGUAUUAACACCUUAACCAUAUCAAUUGAAGAUACACUUAAUGCUUUCUAUAAAGAAGGUUGGAAUCUUUUACCCCGAUGUAAUUCAUAUUCAGAAUAUUUAUCAGUGCUACAACGCUUAGGUGAAAGGGAUUUCAUUAGAGAUUAUCAUAUUUCUGAGCUCUUGGCGUUUCCACCAGGAACACUAUUCUACAAUCACCCUGGUUAUAUCAAGGGAAAGUUUCUUUACCAAGACAAGGGAAGCUGUCUUUCUAGUUUUUUAUUAAAUCCAAAACCAGAUUCAGUUGUAUUUGAUGCAUGUGCUGCACCUGGAAUAAAGACAAAUCAUCUCGCCAAUAUUAUGAAUAAUACUGGAUUAAUUUAUGCAAACGAUAUUCAUCCUCUAAGAGUUAAAAAAAUGAUUGAUUUAUUGGGUUUAACAGAAACCAAUGCAAGAAUUUUAAAAGAAGACUUUAUUAGUAUGGAUUAUUCUGCUUAUGCAGAUGUGAAAUAUAUUUUAGUCGAACCUAGUUCUACAUAUUCUGGUAUAUUCUAUGCUGUUGGUGCCAGAAUGAAAAAAGUUGGUCUAAUGCGUAGACAGUUUGUUUCAAACACAAUGUUAAGAUCUGCACUCCAACAAUUUCCAAAUGUGAAACGAGUUGUUUAUACAAUAUGUUCAUUAUACUCAGAAGAAGGUGAAGAAAUCAUAGAGCAAGUAAUGAAGGAAGUUGGCGAUUCAUUCACAUUAUUAGAUAUUAAGAAAAUGUUAUGGAAUGAAUGGGAAAGUAUGAGUCAACCAGGAAAUAUUUGUGGAGGAAAAUGUUUACGUAUUGUACCAGAAUAUGACCUUUGUCAAGGUUACUUUGUAGCAGUAUUUGAAAGAAAUUUCGACGUACCAAUACCCCCGUAUUCAAAAAAGCUUAGAAGAGCAGGUGCUGUCUACGAUAUAAAUGAAUUGGAGAAAGUUAAGACAGUAAAUCCUCGUGGAAGAGUUGUUGAAAAAUUAAUUCCCAAAAAUAAAGCCCCAAUAAUUGAACAGUUAAUAAAAAAACAACACGCUAAAACCAUAAAGAACAAAAACCAAAAAAUGAAUAAAAAAUUUAGGCAGCAGAGGGAACAAAGAUUUAUUUUGCAUAAAAACACUAAUGUUGCUACUAGUUCUGCAACAAUAAAUAAUACAAAUACACCACCUGUAUGUAAUGAAGAAAUGCAUACAAUAACUCAAAGUCAAUUAUAUCCAUAAGUCUGCUAUGUAUAAAGUUUUAUAGAUGUAUGAAGAUAUUUUAUAGUUUUUAAAACUUUCUAUUUUGUUACUAUAAUUUGGUAUACUAAGUAUAUAAUGCAGACAAAAAAUUAAGAAAAUUCCGCAAGUCUGUAAUAAUAAAGUUGAAGAUUUAGCGCGUUUUCAAAAUAUUUUACCUAGUUUUAAUAUUUGAUAAAAGUAAUAUUUCUGAAACUUUCUUGCUGAAGCAAUCAAUAUGUCAAUCACGUAUUGUAUAAACAAAAAUAUUGAUUGUACAACAGUUUCAUAUCAUUAGUGUCAGGACUAAAAACUGCUAUUUCAAUAUUAUUUUUUUUUGUUUUGAAAAAAUCACGUUUUCAUUACCUGUAUGAUGAAUAAUUCAGUCAGAAAAAUAGAUAAUAUGUAUGACUUGCAAAUUUUUUAGAUUAUGCAAUUAAGUUGUAAAUACUUAGAAAAAUAAUUAAUAAAGUAAGUUUUUUCCUCUAAUUAAAA
Molecule: messenger RNA, 2502 nt
Organism: Nasonia vitripennis (jewel wasp)
Lineage: Eukaryota; Metazoa; Arthropoda; Insecta; Hymenoptera; Pteromalidae
Product: NOP2/Sun domain family, member 5
Exons: 7
Coding region: 325-2010 (561 amino acids)
Biological process (GO): rRNA base methylation
Cellular component (GO): nucleolus
Molecular function (GO): methyltransferase activity
Source: RefSeq, a predicted model, not a curated record